Ceraceosorus bombacis is the source of this 2382-nucleotide messenger RNA. The record is from the annotation of a GenBank genome assembly. NCBI's taxonomy places the organism in Eukaryota, Fungi, Basidiomycota, Exobasidiomycetes, Ceraceosorales, Ceraceosoraceae.
AUGCACACCCUUUCCCUUCUGCUCGCUGCUUUGGUAGCAAGCGCAGCAGCUGCCCAAGUGCCGUUCACCCAAUAUGCUGAUGUUUCUUCGCCAGCAGCACUUGGUGUGUCGGUGGAUGCUCAAGAGGCGUUCGCAGAUCCAAACCAGGGCUUUCAGUUCACAUCGCAAGGCCCGUUGCGGGUCGAGCUGCCAUUUGCAACUUCGUCCAGAACCGACAAAGGAGCGCCGAUGACCGUAGAGCAGCUGAUCGCUCAGCAGGGCUCCAAACACACUGUUCUGACCCACUCGGAGUUCCCAGAGAUUAGCGUCCGAAUCAAGCGCAUCUCUGCUGGCAAGAACAGUGGUCAGACGUUUGGCGCCAAUGAGAGCUUUUGCGACCCUAGCGUGACCAGCUGGAGUGGGUACAUCGACACCAUCACGGGCAAGUCACUCUUCUUCUACUUCUUCGAGUCUCGCAGCGAGCCAAGUAAGGAUCCGCUAAUCCUGUGAGUGUAGCCGCUUGAGUGCUCAUGGUGUAGAUAGCAAGGAGCUCACGUCCGCUCCUCUCACCGGUAAGUUGGACCAAUGGAGGACCCGGCUGCUCCUCUGCGAUCGGACUGUUCCAAGAACUCGGCCCUUGCCGCGUCAAAGACUCUGGGGGAACAGGCGCUCGCAUCGAUGGCCCACCCAUCAACGGCACGGAAGUCAACCCGUACGGGUGGAAUGCCAAGGCGAAUGUCAUCUUCAUCGAUCAGCCGGUCGGUGAGUGCUACGGAAGGAGUUGCGUGACGGAAAGCGCAGCUUUGCGCUGACCCUUUAAACCCUCGUUCCAGGUGUUGGCUACUCCUACGCGCGCUUCGGUGACUUGGUGUAUGAUUCGGAUCAGGGGGCCAAGGAUCUAUACAAGGUGCGGUCAUAGUCUGACUCAUGUCUCGCACGCCAAGUAUGCUGAUGACACGAACGACGACGUCUCCUAGUUCCUGCGCCUGUUCCUAUCUGCGUUCGACCGCUUCGUGGACAACGACUUUAUCAUGACUGGAGAAAGUUAUGGCGGUCGAUACAUUCCACGCUAUGCUGCGGAAAUCGCUGAUCGCAACUUCGCACUGGAGACCAAAGCUGCGCGUCACCACAAGAAACUUUCUCGCGGGGAAUUAAUCAACUUGAAGCGCGUCGCCAUCGGCAAUGGCUUGACAGACGACGUAGCGCAGACUCUGAGUUAUUACGACUUGUGAGUGCAACACGGAGGCUUCGAGGCCGCGGUGGACUGCCAGGAACUCUGACGCUGAGCGUUCGCCGCCAGCACUUGCACCGCCAAGGGCGGCAACGAGCUAUAUCUCGACAUUCGCACCUGCAAGGAGAUGAAGUUGUGAGUCAUGCGGUGUUGAUUGGGGUGGCUUUCCUGCUGAUAGAUCAUCUUGGUUGCUUGAUAUAGUUGGAGGCAAAGAUGCGAAAAAUGGCUGCCACAUGCGGUGGGUUCCGAAUCACAUCGAGGAUCCGAUCUCGUCCACUGACUUGAGCUUUGAUCUGUAGUGCCGGGACUCGCACGACGUCGCACUGUGCCAAAAUGCUUUCGACACGUGCUUGGAAAAGCUCGGGGGACCUUAUCAGCGAACGCUGAGAAACCCCUACAACGUCAACGAUGGCUGCGAGGUUGGCCUUGAGCCAAAGUGAGUUCAACGGACAUCCAGGCUUACUUGACGCUUGCUGACGCCUCGACUCUGCAGCUUGUGUUAUCCAAUCGUGGGAGAUAUCACUGCGUACCUGAAUCGCGAGGACGUGCGCGAAUUGCUCGGUGUUGCACCAGAAGCCGGCAAGUACACCAGGUGAGUGCCGGAUGAAGCGUCUCGGGUGUCGUGACAUCCACAUUCAGCCUGACCAACGCUUGAUCGCCUUACAGCUGCAAUGAAAAGGUGCACGAAGGCUUCGGGAAGAGUGGAGACUGGCUCGUAGACAACACUCUCUACAUUUCUGGUCUCCUGGAGCGCGGCUACAAAGUUCUCAUCUACGUGGGGUGAGUGCGCUCAUUGCAGGAGACUCAGCGUUUAGGCUCACGCGGGACUGCUUGAUUGCAGAACACUUGAUUGGAUCUGCAAUUGGCUUGGUAACAAGGCAUGGGUCAUGAACAUGCCAUGGACUCACGCCGAAGAGUUCCAUAAAGCCAAGAAUUACGUGAGUUGUCUAGCAAGAACACUUUUGAUCGCGACGCUGACAGCUGCCCGCGUUGCGCGUACGCUUCAUAUUCUCUAGCAAUGGCUUGUGGAUGGUCACGAAUCUGGUGAAGUGCAGCAAGGUGGCAAUUUGACGUGGGCAACAGUUCUGGGAGCCGGUCACAUGGUUCCUUACGAUCGUCCCAAAGAAAGCCUUCAGCUUCUCCACCGCUGGCUCAACAAUGAACGCAUCUGA